Molecule: messenger RNA, 1596 nt
Organism: Yamadazyma jaroonii
Lineage: Eukaryota; Fungi; Ascomycota; Pichiomycetes; Serinales; Debaryomycetaceae
Source: the annotation of a GenBank genome assembly
AUGGCCGAUACGAAGGGUAAAACUAGACCCAUUGAACAGGUGGCACAUGACUUCAAACCAGGACUUGAAGCCACCAAUUUUGAAGGUUCAUCGUUCAAGUUACUCAAAGCUUGUAAUUUUUGUAGAAAGAGAAAGAUAAAAUGUACAGUGCAACCUAAAGAGAACGUGUGUGAAAAUUGUAAAGACCAUAAAAAGAAGUGUAUCUUUGAUCACAAGAAGAUCAGGAAAAUCAAGAAGGUUAAGUUGGAGAAAGUUACAGAGUUGACAAACACUAAAAACUUGAAUAAUUACACAGGGACGUUCUUAGAUCAAAUAGAUCCUUUUGCUAUGGAACAAUACAAUAAGAGUAAUAUGCAAAGUCCAGAACAACAAUGGACUAUCCCAGUUUCCAUCUCCAACUUCUCCAACAGUCCACUGUACCAGGACACUAACAACAAUUCCGUGGAAUAUCAAUUAUAUGUCAAUAAUAUCGAACCUUAUACGCCGUUUCUUGAUCAUAAGAUAUUCCAGAAUAAUUUGGAUCAUUUUUCCAAAUGUUGUAUUCAUGUAUCGGCAGUUUCCUCGAGUAAAAAUGAAAUUCCUGAAUCGGCGGUAUCGUUCUUUUAUCAAUCUUUGAAUGGUUACUUCAAUGAAGAGAUUAAAUGGGAUCCUAUACGAUUGUCAUGUUUUUUCCUUCUACCUUCAAGAACUGUCAUCCCUAAGAAAUUGAUCAAGGAUAGUUUGGAGAGUUUCAAUAGAUUCUAUGAAUCCCAGGAAUUGUCGGUGAACCUUUUAGCUGGAGCGAUUUGUGUUGAUGGUUGGAAUUCUUUAUUUAAUGAACAUCCACUCAUCACUGAUAAAUCCAUCAUCAAGAAAUCGUCAAAGAUCUUUCAAACCAUGGACAUUGAUGCUUAUAAUUAUCAAUUUCUCAACUGUAAUAUCUUCCUUUAUGAAUUGAUAUGGUUGUUGCAUCAUGACAAUUUAUCAUUUGAGGAGAAAAGAUCUAGUUAUUUACAAUUCGAAUUCGAUAUGUUGUUAUUCCCAGCCAAGCUAAGUAAGAACCUUAUUGUGGUGAAGGAUACGCUUUUAUCAACACCCGAAGCUUUCUUGCUUCACAUCCUCCAUAAUAUGGUACUCAUAGCUUAUUAUACGGUGAUGGUAAAAAACAAGAAAUUAGGAGAGGUAUCAGCAAUCUGCGCAGUUCCUGGAUUAUACCAUUUCAUCAGUGGGAUGGCCAUCAGUAACUUCAGAGUUACGUUGGAUUUGGUCAAUCGAUGGUCAGUUAUAGCUGAUUGUCAGAUCUAUACAGCUAAAUUAUUGUUACAGUUAUAUAGUGAAAUGGAGUUUGAAAUCUUCAGGUUCACUUUACUGUUCUACACCAGAAGGAUCAACACCAAUUUCUCUAAGCAUGAGUAUGAUCCGAUAGACAAAGAGGUGAAGGUAUUCAUUGAAAGUAGUGUUAUACCUCGAGAUGAUGAUUUUGAUGGUGCGGUGGUGUUUUGGGUGUUUAGAGAUGUCAGGAGUAUGAGUUUACAACUUUAUAUAAACGAUAAGAAUAGACGAGGAAGUGAAGUAGAUGUAUCCACAGCUGGAUCCAGUGUUUCCAUGAUAGAAUAA